This is a messenger RNA of Paramecium tetraurelia, 1962 nucleotides long. RefSeq lists its product as uncharacterized. The transcript is spliced from 5 exons. The record is from RefSeq and is a predicted model, not a curated record. Lineage: Eukaryota; Ciliophora; Oligohymenophorea; Peniculida; Parameciidae. Gene Ontology annotation, molecular function: long-chain fatty acid-CoA ligase activity. Gene Ontology annotation, cellular component: membrane; endoplasmic reticulum.
AUGUAAGCAAAACGAGAAUAUCUUUGUCCAAUUUCAGAACCAAAACCCAAUGAAACUCCAAUAUACAGACAUCCAAUGGCAAAAGAUGGAUUUUUACCCCCCUUAGACAAUAGAAAGGUGAAUAUGCAACAACAAUUUCUAGUCCAAUUUGAAAAGCUAUCUGAGAAGAAAACAUUGGGAACUUUCAAUGAAGAAACCCAACGAUACGAUCACAUUUCAUACAAAGAAUUGUAAGAAAUUGCAACUUCUCUUGGUUCUUCCCUUUGUUUAUAGGAUUCAAUUAAAGAGGUCAAAGAUUAGUAAAACAAUGUAAUUAAGCCUGUGGGAAUUUAUUUAUCCAAUAGAAGGGAGUGGACACUAAUAGAUGUGGCCUGUAUCUUAUAUGGAUUUACAUCUUGUCCAUUUUAUGAUACUCUAGGAGUUGAAAGUAUCACAUAUUCUAUGAAUAUCACUCAAGUGAGUGUGUGUUUUGUAUAAGCAAGCACAAUAGGAUUUUUGGCCAAAUCGAAUUUACCUUACUUAAAAACCAUAGUAACAAUUGGAGCCCAAGAUCCAGCCAUCCUAAACACUUUGGCAUAGUAAAAGAAAGAAGUGAUCACCUGGGAAGACUACAUUAAAAAGUCAGAUGGAAAGGUCUAACCUUUUCCAAACUUGGACGCAUAACACCCCUUAACCUUAGUUUUCACAAGUGGCACAACUGGGGAACCAAAGGCAGCUAUUUAGACUCAUCUUAAUUUUACUUCAAUGCUUGCUCUCUUUGAACAUUAAGAUAAUUUCAAUUUUACACAAGAUGAUGUGUAUUUGUCAUAUCUACCAUUACCCCAUACGUUUGAGAGGGUGGUUCAUUUGGCAGCUUUAUCAGGAGGAGCCGAAAUCAAUUACUUUAGUGGAAACAUACAAAAUAUAGCUAGAGACAUUCAAAGAUGCAAACCAACCUACUUUUGUGGAGUCCCCAGAAUUUUCAACAGAUUUUAUGAAGGAAUUCAGGCUUAAUUGAAUUCUUUGCCUCCUGAAAUCUAAUAAAAAUUUGAACUUGCUCUUGGUGCCAAAACAAAGUAUUAUAGAGCCACAGGUAAAACAACUCAUGAUCAAUUGGAUGAGGCCUUUGUUAAGACCAGAGCUAUACUUGGUGGUAGACAGAGAAUUAUGAUCACUGGUGCUGCCCCAAUUUCACCAAAGAUUUUGGAGUACUUAAAAGUUUGUUUCUGUUGUUAAAUCAUUGAAGGCUAUGGAUAGACAGAAACUACUGCUGCCUCAUUCUUAACUGAUUAUAAUGAUUCUGUAUGUGGUCAUAUUGGUGGGCCAACCAUUUCUUAGGAAUUCAAAUUAGUCAGUGUUCCAGAGAUGGAUUAUUUAACUGAUUAGAUUGUUGAUGGACAAAAGAAAAUAAGAGGCGAAGUUUGUUUGAGAGGACCAAGUGUUAUUAAGAGUUAUUUCAAUAAUGUUUAAUCAACUAAAGAAACUAUUGAUGAAGAAGGUUGGGUGCACACUGGUGACAUUGGAGAAAUCAUUGAUGGAGCACUUAAAUUGAUCGAUAGAAAAAAGAAUCUGUUCAAGUUAUCACAAGGAGAAUAUGUUUCACCAGAGAAAAUUGAAAAUUGCUAUUUGAGAGUUAAAGGAAUCUCUGAAAUCGUCGUUUUUGGUGACUCUCUCUCCAAUUAUACAGUUGGAGUUAUUGUACCUGAAUAGACAUUUUUGAAACAAUGGGCAACUGAAUUGAAUGUCUAAGGAGAUCAUGCAUAAUUGUGUUAAGAUAAAGCUGUUAGAGCUCAUGUCUUAAAAUUAGUUAAUGAAUAAGGAAAACAAGAUAAUCUAAAUGGAUUUGAGCAAAUCAAGAAUGUUUAUUUAGAGCCAAAACCUUUUAUGUUAGUUGGAAUAUUGACUGAAACGAUGAAAAUGCAAAGACAUAAAGCCAGAUAACACUAUCAAGACAUCAUUAAAUUCCUUUAUUAAGAAAUAUGA